Agelaius phoeniceus (red-winged blackbird) is the source of this 2941-nucleotide messenger RNA. Lineage: Eukaryota; Metazoa; Chordata; Aves; Passeriformes; Icteridae. The record is from RefSeq and is a predicted model, not a curated record.
GGCCCUGGAGCCGCCCCUGAGCGACUCCGAGCGCUCCGAGCUCCUGGACACGGCCCUGGCCUCCGUCCUGGGCCUGCCCGCGCCCGAAUCCGGGAAAAACCCCGGAGCCUCCCGGAGCCCAGAUUAUUCCCAUCCCAAAAUUCCCAGGAAUUUCCCCCCAAAAAAUUGCCAAAAACCCCCCAAAAUUCCCAUUUUUUUCCUGGGCAAAGCCCGGAUUUGUUGGAUUUGUGGAUCCCAGGCCGUUCCCAAUCCCAGAAUUCCGGGAUUUUUCCAGGAUUUGCUCGGGGAGGCCCUGGGGGCUCUCACGGAGCUGCUCCGGGGGCUCCUCCAGAGGCGCCCGAACCCCGGCGGCCUCCAGGAGAUCUUUGCUCAUUUGGGGCCCUGGAUCCGCUCCCCGCGCCCCCAGGAGCGGCUGCGAGCGCUCGGAGUCAGCGAGGCCCUGCUGGGAACCUUCCUGGGACAGCUGCGCGUGACCUCCCUGGCUCCGUUCCCAGCCCUGGUUCCCAUCCUGGCCCUGCUGGUCCCGCGCUGCUCCGAUGGAAUUCCCGGCAUUCGCCGCCUCGCCCUGGAUUCCGUGCGGGCCCUGCUGCGCAUCCAGCUCUGCUACCAAGGUUUUUCCCGGGAUCACCAGGACGAACUCGUGGAGGGGCUGCAGUGGCUCCAGGAGGGGCUGGAAAAUCCCAACCCCAACCCCGACCUCGGCCACAGCUGCACCAGGAUCGGGGUGGUUCUGGGCAGGAGAAUCCCCCCGGAGCAGCUGCUGGGGCUGCUCCUGGCCCUGCUGGAAUCCUGGGAUGAUCCCGAGCCCGACUGCGCCCGCGGCGCCGCCGCCAUCGGCAACGCCCUCAUCCGGGAGAGGGGAGCCAUCCUGCAGGACAAGGUCAGGAGGAACAAAAAUAAUCAACAAAAACAGGCGCAGGAGGCGGCGCGGGCGGAGCUGCAGCUGCAGCGGGCGGCGCAGAGCUCGGUGCUGCUCCUGGCACUGCAGCACCCGCGCAGCGUGGUCGGCUGCCUGCUGGGCAGGGCCCUGCCCUUCGAUGGCCCCACGUGCACCAUGUGGAGGGCUCUGGGCACGGAGCCUUCGCUGACGUCGCAGAUCCUGGAGCUGCUCCUGGAGAGGCUGAGCCGGGAAAUUCCCUUCAAGGAGAGCAAAUCCUUCCUGCUGGGCAGCGCCGCCGAGCGCGUGGCCACCGCCCUGCCCCUGGCCGCCACGCUGGCCCUGGAUGAGCUCAUGUCUGUGCCGGAGGCGGCGGCCGCGGUCCUGGAGCGAUUCCCGGAGCUCUUCCCGGCGCUGCUGCUGCGCCUCGGCUGCGCCCUGGGCGUGCGCCUGCCCCGGGCCCUGCAGGGGCGGGACAGGGCCGGCCUGGAGCCCUGCAGCUGCGCGGUGCAGACGCUGAGGGCGAUGCUGGCGCGGGCCGGGAACGCCGACGUCGUGCAGGAGGUGGGGAGCGCCGGGGGCUGGGAACUGAUGGAAAUUCCCGAGCGGCACCACGACGGAAUCGCCCUCCUGGCCGGGGCGAUGGCUUGGCGCUGCGGGCCCCGGCUGCCGCCCAUCGUCCGGAGCCUCAUCCCGGUGCUGGGCAGCGCCUUGGAAUGCCAGAGGGUGACCAGCAGCGCCUUCCUGGCCGAGCUCCUCAACCACAACGUGGUGAACGACCUGCUCCUGCUGGAGCCGCUCGUGGACGCGCUGACGGCUCUGGAGAAGGAUUCCUGCCUCCUGGUGCGCGUCCUGGCGCUCCGCGGGCUCGGCAACGUGGCCUCGGGAUCCCCGGAGCAGAUCCGGAGGCACGGCUCGCAGCUGCUGGCCUCCAUGGUCAAUGGCAUGGACGACAAGGACGAUCCCAACAAUCUGCUGGCGCUGGAGGCCAUGUCCAGCCUCUCCAAGAUCCUGGAUCACCUGGAGGAGCGGGACGUGCAAUCCAUGCUGCUCCGCGUCGCCAUCCGCAUCCGGCCCUUCUUCGACAGCGAACACGCCGAGCUCCGGCACUCCUCCAUCCUCCUCUUCGGGAACCUGUCCCGCUUCAGCCGCUCCGACUCCGAGGUUUUCUCGGAGCAGAUCCUCAACGGGCUGGUGACGCUCCUGCUGCACCUGCAGGACCCCCAGCCCGACGUGGUCAAGGCGUGCAAGUUCGCGCUGAGGAUGUGCGGGCCCAGCCUGGGCUGCGAGGGGCUCCGGGAAAUGUUCGGGAAUCACCUGCGGGAGGAGCGGGGGCUGCACUACGGGGAGUUCAUCAACGACGCCGCCAAGUUCCUGAUGCGCAGCCACCCCGCUCUGCUGGGCCGCCUCAUCUCCACCAACCUCUUCUACUUCAAGAGCCCGUGGCGGGAGCUGCGUGCGGCGGCGGCCAUGUUCACCGGGUUCCUGGUGCUCCACAUGGACGAGGAGCAGGGCCAGCAGGUGGACCUGGACCAGCUCAUCUCCGCCCUGAAGCUGCUGCUGCAGGAUCCGGUCCCGGCCGUGCGGGUCAAGGUGGCCGAGACCCUGGGACGCCUCGUCCGCCUCCUGUGAAUCCCAGAAUCCCCAGAAUUCCUGGAAAUUCCCAGCUCGGAGACCCUGGGACGCCUCCUCCUCCUCCUCCUCCUCCUGCUCCUCCUCUGAAUCCCAGAAUUCCUGGGAAUUCCCGGCUCCGCUCAGCAAUACCCCGGGGGACCCCAAUCCAUGGGAAAAGUCUUCCAUCGAUCGCCUCCAUCCUCGGGGGCAAAAAAAGUGGGAAAGCGGCCGGAAUUGGGGAUGGGAUCCGGCUGCGGAAUCCCGGGAUCUGGACGGAGCCCAGUCCCACCCCUGCAGCCGCUUCCCGAUGGAUCCGGGAUCCAUUCCCACCCCUGCAGGCCGUCCCUCUCUGCUGCUUCCCGGUGGGUGACGGGAUCUGUUCCCAAAAUUCCCAGCUGGAAUUGCCCCCUGUACAGAGACCUGUUUUUAAAUAAAGCUUUUGGCUCCCGA